This is a messenger RNA of Schistosoma bovis, 4810 nucleotides long. Lineage: Eukaryota; Metazoa; Platyhelminthes; Trematoda; Strigeidida; Schistosomatidae. The record is from the annotation of a GenBank genome assembly.
CAGUUCUGUGUUAUGAGUUGUUGUAUCUUGCGGGAAAUUGGAAUUAUUGCGUUGCAUAGUAAUGUGUAUGACUGUCCAUCGCUACAUGUGUUAAGCUAACAGUCUGACGCAACAACAGAACAUACUUUCCAUUUAAUGUUGACUAUAAAAAUAUAGUUUCGUGCAAUGGCUACAAGUGUUAUCAAUAUUAAUAGUAUCUUGGAUUCUUCAUAACUGUCACAACACUUUUCGUUGUGCUUCGCGUAUUCUUCAGGAUUAACUGGAGUAUCAGUGAACCAAAAGAUUCAGUACCCAGGUACUUUAAAGGUCUAUCUCUCACUUACAUAAGCACAUGAAGGUGAAUAGACCUCAAAUUACGGUGGAAUACAUUGUCUGAUUUAGAUAUAUUCUACAGUGUCAUGGGAGUAUCCUAAGUUAUGAUAGUGUUUAUCUGGAUAACUUUGUCAUUCACGCUCAUGGGCUACAUCUUCUGCGUGUUUUUGAGUGUAUGGUGAUUGAAAGAACUCAGCCUACUGUUAAAAUGCUCAUCUUCAGCAAAGAGUAUUUAAGGCCGAAAAAGCGCGUGCAUGAGCCAACAGAUGCUUACUUCGAUCACACAAAGGUUACAAUUGGAAGUAGAUCUAACGAAGCUCUGCAAUCGAUAUUUGACUUACUACUUAAAGAGUACAUCGAAUUUUGGUAUAGACCGUUUACUUCAAACCCAGAUUUCAUGGUGCAGUUGAAAAUGUUUUUACAAUACGCUUGUGCUGUAAUUGUCCAAAGAGUUAAAGAUAUCGAUCUUUCGGAGUUCAUUGUUAACCGGUUUAUCCCACAUUUCUUCGACCAUAUUGUACAUAUUUUAUCACUUACUUGUUCUGAUAAGUUAUAUACUACCGGUGUUGGUGACACACACGAGGAAACUCGGACCAUGUUGAAGGAGAAUCAUUCCCGUAAAAGCCCGUUGAAAUCUUGUUCCGAAGAAGCUGUUUUGUGUGCUUUUGGAGACCGAUUACAUGCAGCUCUGUAUUCAAGACAAGCUGAAGUAAUGUAUUUACGUGCAGUGGUCAGCCGGUUAUUACCAGUUCUCGGCAUGCCGCCCAGUCUUUCAUCAUCAGAAAUUCAUAAAUCAAAAGAGCCUUCUGUUGAUCACGGUCAUCGCUUUCGACGUAAUCGUGUUAUGCACAACUCUCCCGGACAUGCGUAUGGUAGUUCAGAGCGUAGUCGUAAAUCACCUGUUGUUUCACGGAGUGCUUCAACUAGUGCGUUAUUUUUCCAGAAGUUUAUGGAACUGGGUUGUAAUCCAUCGUUGUCUAGUUUUUUAAUAGAAAUACUAUCUACUUGUGUUUUAUUGCCUGCUAUGGACAUUUUAGCGAAUUCUGAUUUUGUCAAUCAUUUGAUUCUACUAUGUUUUCCUGAAUGUACACCUGUUGAACCAUUAAUAAAACAUGACUGUCAACAUGUCCCAUUAUUGGAAACAUAUAUUCACGACUGGGAGAGAUGGCUAUCUAAAAAGCAAUCAACAGUUAUACAUAUUGAGAAGUUAUUAAACCAACAAGAUGAACUUUAUCCAUUUAUGCAAUACAUGAAAUCAGUUAAAUCUAUUGAACCUUUAACAAUUUUAUUGUUAAUGUAUCAAAUUAAUUCACGUGUCUUAAAAUCUAUGCCAUCAUCAGAUGCUUGUCAUGAAAUUAGUGCACAAUUACAUCAUAUUUUAAGUAUAUUAAAUGGUCAAAUGUUUAAUGAUAAUAACAAUGGGGAUGAUGUUGACAUUAAUCAUCAUCAGCAGCAGCAUCAUGAUGAUGAUGAUGAUGAUGAUGAUGAUCAUCAUCAUCAUCAUUCUAUUUAUCAAAUAUCUAAAAUGAUUACACAUAAUCAAUCCACUAAAACCUUACCUACAGUAAAUGGUAGACGUUUACAAUUUUUCAAUGUAUCUAAUGAAUUUGAAGAAUUAUUAAAAGUUUGUUUAAAGUAUUGUUCACCGGAGACAAUUAAUCAACUUGUUAAUACACCACAAUGGAAAGAAACCUAUCAGUCAGUUUGUAAGGCAGUUGAAUUACGAUUUAUACCAAUGUAUUUGGAAAGCCCGGAGUACAUAAAAUAUUCAUUUGGUUUUUCACAUUUUUCAACUUCAGUAUCAUCAUUAAAUAAGAUUGGAGUGUCUCCAAAACGCGAUAUUCGACGUUUAUCACAAAAUGUAGGAACAAGUCAACAACAAACUGGUCUAUUUGGAAAUGCUUUAAUGAAUGUAUUUGGUAGUCAAUAUACUGAUGGACAAUUUUUCGGGAAUCUGGACUCAUCCAAACUCUCAGUUUCGUCAAUGCGUCGUAAUCAAAAAGAUCGGUUUGGUAAUAUUCUCAAUGAUCAAACUAAUCGAUCUAAUCGAUAUUAUACUAAUACUGGCACUACUACUACUACUGCUGUCAACGACGAAUUACUUACAAAUCAACAUGUCAUCGGUAUAAAACAUUUACCGGAAACAACACAACAAUUAGAUUUAUCUCAAUGUAAUGUAUAUAUACGUGGUUUAUCACGUCCUGAAGUUGUAACUCAAUCGAAUAAUCGUCAUCCAUUAGGUUUAAUUACUACAUCCACCAUUAACCCACUUGUAUUAUCAUCAACAACAACACUUGGAAUAACGAAUUUACAUUCUAAUCAAACUAAUCAUUUACCAGCAUCAAUGAAUAGGAAUAUUUUAUCGAAUACUAUUAAUAAUAAUACUAUGACAACUCCAAUUUCAUCAUCUACAACAGCUGUACGUGAUAUAAGCUAUCGAAAUAAAAUAUCAAAUGAAUUAAAUAAUUUAAUUAAUCCAUCUAUAUAUAAUAAUUCAUUUGUUUCAUCAUCAUCAUUACCACAACUUUCAACACAGUUUAUGUUCAAUGUUAUUACUGAUAUUGUUAUCAAUGGAGUACGUAGACAAGUGGCUAAAGUAACAAGAAAAUAUUCUGAAUUCUAUGUACUUGAACAAAAAUUAAUUGAAUUUCAUGGUACAUUAAUAAUCAAACAAUUACCAAAACGUCAAUUAACCCCACGUACAAUGGAAUUUCUUGAAAGUAAAUGUGAUAUAUUUCAAAGUUAUUUACAGUAUUUGAUUGCUCAACCAUUCCUUCGGAAUAGCAAAUUAUUAUACAGCUUUUUAACAUCAAAUGAACCAUUCAAUACAAAUAUAUUUGAAUUGAAUUUAGGACGUUUAGUCAAAUCGGUUCCUUUAAAAUUAACCAAAGAGAAGGGUCAAUUCUUAGACAAUUUCCUAUCGGCUUACUUUGCAUCAUGUCAUCCACAACCUAUAGAAAGUGAUCUCAAUAAUUUGGAAAUGAUUAAAUUAAAAUCUUCAUCUGUUCAUUCUACAACUGAAACUGGUAGUUAUUCUACUUCUUUUAAUCCAUUAUUAAAUACUACUAAUAAUCAUAUAAGUAAUACUAAUAACGUUAUUGAUGAUACUACUUUUCAUUUUUCAACAACUUCAUCAACUAAUGUACUACAGGAUAGAAAUCUUAUACAUAAAUCAAAUUAUAAUAAUUUUAAAGUGGAUACAUAUCCUGUAGAGAAACAUAUUGAUUAUUAUAGUCGUUAUGUAUUAAAUUCACCGCAACAUAAACAUCAAAGUCGUACAAGUUUAGAUCAUCGUCUACGUUCACGUAUCUAUUGGAAUAAUGCGGGAUUAACGUAUGAAAAACAAAAGGAUACAAUAAAUCAGUCAUCUAACUUAUCAACAGUUCAUUUAACAAGUUUAUCUGAAAUCAUUUUAUAUUUUUUGGACAAAAUUAUCACAUUAUUAUCAACAUCAUAUUUUUCAAAUGAUAAGAAAUUCUCUCAUCAUUCAAAUCAUUCACAAUUAUCAUCUCAUGUUGAAAUGAUAUCAUCAUCAUCAUCAUCAUCAACAACAACAGCCGCCACCGCCACCACAUCAUCUUCAUCUAUUCAAAGGAUGAAUUCAUUACAAGAAAUCAAUAUAGAUAAUAUAAAAUCAUCAAUUGAUCCUUGGGAUAUUACUAAUCCAUAUUGGAAUGAAGCAUUUUUAAAUGGUCCAUCUUUAUCAAAUGUAAUGACUACUUCUCCUCCUCCUCCUUCUUCUCCAUCUUCUACUACUACUACUACCACUACUACUAAUAUGAAUCAUAUUCCUUCAAGAAGUCAUCAGUCGUCGUCGUCAUCCUCAUCAUCAUCGGAAACUAGACUAGAUCCUAUUCAAUCACAUUAUAUACCAAUAAUAUCUAUUAAUUUCAAAGAUAUUUAUGAUGCUAUUUAUGAAUUCUAUUUAUUUAUUAUAAAACAAUGUCAAUUCUAUUUCUAUUAUUUAAUUUAUAAAUUAAUUAUAAUUUUAUUUAUUUAUUUUAAAUCAUCAAUUAAUUAUUGGUUAAUGAAUUAUUUUAUACAAUCUAUUUAUGAAAUAUUUUCUGAUGAGAAUUUUGCACAUCUAUUAAAUAAUAUUAAAACGAGUAUAUUCUUUCAUUCUUCUAAAAAAAUCGAUAUGGAUAAGUCAAAACGUAAAGAAAAAGCGCGUAUUGCAAUUGAAAAAGCGAUUCUAAAUAUAACGGGUCUUUCAUAUUUCACUAAUUUAGAAAUUAUACAUGAUCAAUUAAAUCGAAUAUUUGAUUGUUUUCAAUAUUCUAAAUGGAAUAAACAAUUAACUUAUAUUCUAUUAGAUCAAUUCCUUUUAGAAUUAUUUCCGGAACUUCAUUUAAAUAAUACAAAUAAUAAUAAUGAUGAGAUGAAUACUAAUACUUCUCAUACUACUACUAAUACUACUCAUACUACUCAUAAUACUAACACUAAUGCUACUACUACUACUACUACUAAUGAUAAUAGUGAUAUGAUGCUUAGAGUAUGA